AGACGUGGCAUUACAGGCUGAGAUAUCGUGCUCAGGUACAAAACUAACGGCUUAGGUCCGUUUUUUGUCAAACGAUAUUAAGGGCCAAAAGUUCCUUCCGUUUUCUAGACAUUUUGAAAAACCCAAUUCAUAGGCACCCUUUUCAGAGAGCCUCUUUGUCCUCUUCUUCGUCUAUACGUAAAUUCAUCAGCUAAAUAUAUUUGAAAAUGGCGGAUGGUGAAGAUAUUCAGCCCCUCGUUUGCGAUAACGGGACCGGAAUGGUCAAGGCCGGUUUUGCUGGUGAUGAUGCUCCAAGAGCUGUAUUCCCAAGUAUCGUUGGCCGUCCACGUCACACGGGAGUGAUGGUUGGAAUGGGACAAAAGGAUGCUUACGUUGGAGACGAGGCUCAGUCCAAACGUGGUAUCUUAACUCUCAAAUAUCCAAUCGAGCAUGGUAUUGUCAACAACUGGGAUGACAUGGAGAAGAUUUGGCAUCACACUUUCUACAAUGAGCUCCGUGUCGCUCCUGAAGAACACCCGGUUCUGCUUACCGAAGCCCCGCUUAAUCCAAAGGCAAAUCGUGAGAAGAUGACUCAGAUCAUGUUUGAGACGUUCAACGCUCCUGCUAUGUAUGUUGCGAUUCAAGCCGUUCUAUCCCUCUAUGCCAGUGGCCGUACUACUGGUAUUGUUUUGGACUCUGGAGAUGGUGUGAGCCACACGGUUCCAAUCUACGAGGGUUAUGCUCUGCCACAUGCAAUCCUGCGUCUGGACCUUGCGGGUCGUGAUCUGACUGACUACCUCAUGAAAAUUCUGACAGAGCGUGGUUACUCCUUCACCACAACUGCUGAGCGUGAAAUCGUUAGAGACAUGAAGGAGAAGCUCUCUUACAUUGCCUUGGACUACGAGCAAGAGCUCGAAACUUCCAACACCAGUUCCUCGGUCGAGAAGAGCUUUGAGCUGCCAGACGGUCAAGUGAUAACCAUUGGGGCAGAGCGUUUCCGGUGCCCUGAAGUCCUGUUCCAGCCAUCGAUGAUCGGAAUGGAAAAUCCGGGAAUCCAUGAAACUACUUACAACUCAAUCAUGAAAUGUGAUGUGGAUAUCAGGAAGGAUCUUUACGGUAACAUUGUGCUUAGUGGUGGAACCACAAUGUUCGGUGGGAUUGGUGAUAGGAUGAGUAAAGAGAUCACCGCCUUGGCUCCGAGUAGUAUGAAGAUCAAAGUGGUGGCUCCACCUGAAAGGAAGUACAGUGUCUGGAUUGGUGGCUCUAUCUUGGCUUCACUCAGCACUUUCCAGCAGAUGUGGAUUGCAAAGGCUGAGUAUGACGAAUCUGGACCGUCCAUUGUCCACAGAAAGUGCUUCUGAUCACAGCCACCAAGUGAUACAAAUGCGAUAAAAAGUUUGAUAUCAUUCUUUUCACGCUGAAGCCAGUUGUCAUCAUUCCUAACCUCUGAGUUUUUGUUAUUCUUCUUCCUCAUUGUUUAUUACUAUAUAAUCUUGCUUUUGAAGUAAAUAAAGUCAAAAACAGAUCAGCCAUUCA
This is a messenger RNA of Brassica oleracea var. oleracea, 1515 nucleotides long. Its product is annotated as actin-12-like. The record is from RefSeq and is a predicted model, not a curated record. Bases 207 to 1340 code for a protein of 377 amino acids. The transcript is spliced from 5 exons. Gene Ontology annotation, cellular component: cytoplasm. Lineage: Eukaryota; Viridiplantae; Streptophyta; Magnoliopsida; Brassicales; Brassicaceae.